CCUCCUCCUCCUCCUCCUCCUCCAGGAGCCUUUGGAGCUCCUCCAUCUCCAGUGGCCAGUGAAGCUCCACUACCUCCUCCUCAUUUUCGUUACAAGAGCCUCUCUAAAUUAGUGGAYAGUCUGGUUUGUCAAGCAUAUGAGACACAAUCACGUCAUCCAUCUUUUGAARGUCCAGACCCAGAAGAGCAGAAGCUGAAGUGGAUUAAGAUCUUCCAGCUGCAGCAGUCGGACGGAUACUGGGAGUUAACUGUUGGGCUGGGAAAACUGAUCAAUGUCAACGUGGAUGUGUUUGCUAACGUGUUCCUGAAGGGCAAAGGGAUUCAUUCUCUGGGUGCAAAGGUCAACGCAGGCAUCCAGAGGCUGGUGGCGACUCUGUUGGUUCUGCAGCUGAUGAGGGAGGAGAAGCUGGAGGAAGGAAAACUGCUGCGGAGUCUGUUUCACCUGAUGGAGCCGACCGGGUCCAGGUCUGARCGCUGGCAGCAGGUGAAGAAGGCAGUGGACUGGGUGCGCUGGGCCGACCGGGAGUAUCCGUGCGCCUGCAGCCGGCUGGAGUUCGGCUGGAGCUGGGAGUCUUCCACCCGACAGCUGCUGGGCUUCGAACGCUUCCCYCCGUUGUCACCCCUCAUCAGCCUGGAGCUGCAGAAGACCACAACACCGCUGGCUGUCCACUGAGGAAAUGAUGCAACACUUUCUGAAAGUCAUAUAUCAGUUUGUAUUUUGUUUUUCUUUUUAUCUGCUUCGGUUUGUGCUUUGCAAAGAUGUAAAGAAGAUCAAAAAUGMCAUAACAAAAUAUUAAAAUAUUUUAUAAUAUUAAAACAUGAGAGGAAGGAAAAGAGAUUUGUUUCAUCCACUUAAAUGAUGCAAAAUCAGUAAAAUUACACUCACAGAAGGAUAAAUGGAAUUAGAAACGAGCCGUUAUCAAUCACAAACUGGAGAACAUAAUUGAUCCCACAAUCUAAACGUCUUCCUAACAAAUUCAGAAAGCCGAAUCUUGGUGGUUUGCUUUUAUCAUAAAAGAUUAAAGAUUUGUCCAUGUGGUUUUUUUGUGAUACUUUUUGAGUUUAAUUCUUGUGUUAUAAAACCAAUUUUUUGGGAGAAAUUUGCUAAUUUUUUAUCUCCCUUUCAGAUAUUACUUUCAUUUGAAGAUGGCUUGGAWCUAAAAUAUAUAUUUUUCUUUUUUGUUGUUUUGCAGUGGUUUAAGGCACCUUCUUUGUUUUUACUGUUUUAACCUGUUUUGAUAUAUUGCUUUACAUAUAAAAUCAGCUGUCACCUGAAAAUUGUAGCAGGCAUUAGAAAUACAAACAGCAAAAAUAUUCUGUACCUAUUUUCAGUAUCGGUUAAUCUGAAAAAGAAACAAUAUUUUUCACUAUUAAUGACGGUAACCUGUUAAAAUAAAAUUUCAGAUGUGGUUUGUUUUU
Poecilia reticulata (guppy) is the source of this 1418-nucleotide messenger RNA. Lineage: Eukaryota; Metazoa; Chordata; Actinopteri; Cyprinodontiformes; Poeciliidae. The record is from RefSeq and is a predicted model, not a curated record.